AUGCACUACAAUGUUCAGAAAGGAAAGAAUUAUGAACGGGCUAAAGCCUGCUUUGAGAAGGCUCUGAAAGUGGACCCCGAAAACCCUGAAUUCAGCACUGGGUAUGCAAUUGCUGUCUAUCGUCUGGAUGGCUUUAACACAACAUCACGCUUUCGUAACGCAUUUUGUGUGCAGCCCCUAAAACGGGCCAUCAGGCUAAAUCCAGAAGAUGCAUAUAUUAAGUGUCUCCUCGCCAUGAAACUUCAGAAUAUAGGACAAAAAGCUGAGGGAGAAAAGUACAUUGAAGAAGCACUGGCCAAAAUGUCUUCGCAGACCUAUGUCUUUCGAUAUGCGGCCAUGUUUUACCGAAAAAAAGGCUCUAUAAAUAAAGCUCUUCAGCUCUUAGAAAUGGCCUUGCGGGCAACACCUUCCUCUGCCCUCGUGCAUCACCAGAUAGGGCUCUGUUAUAGAUCACAAGUCUAUAAAAUAAGCAAAGCUACAAACUGGCAGCCUACAGGACGGGAUAGAGAAAAUAUCGACAGAAUAACAAGAUUAGCCAUAUCUCAUUUUGAAUUUGCUGUGGAACAAAAGCCAACAUUUGAAAUUGCUUAUAUGCACCUAGCAGAUAUGUAUUCAGUUGCAGGCAAUAGCAGAAAAGCUGAAGACACUUAUCAAAAAGUGUUCUGCAUGAAAUCACUUGAAGAAGAAAAAAUUCAAGAGAUAUAUUUCCAGCAAGGUCAAUUUCAGGAAUUUCAAAAGAAAUCUGAAGUCGAUGCAAUUAUCUAUUAUUUAAAAGCAAUAAAAAUAGAAAAGCCAUCAUCUGUGAGAGAUAGAAGUAUCAGUUCUUUAGAGAAAGUGGUUUUAAAGAAACUUCAAAGAAACGCAGAAGACAUGGAAAGCUUGAGCAUCCUUGGGUUCAUCUACAAAUUGAAAGGAGAAAUGAAUAAAGCCCUGGAGUGCUAUGAGCGGGCCCUGAGGCUGGCUGCUGUGGGACAUGCUCCUGAGGCGCUGAAAUAUGGACCACGUUGACAUUUCAUUUGAUUUUACGUUAAGGUGCACUAAUCAUCUUCUCUGCUUGCUGCUUUCAGAAGCAUGUAACUUUUGAACAAUGACUGAAGCCUGAUAAAAUACUACUUGUAUUCAAAAAAAGGCUGAAGCAGAAUAUAUAUGUCUCUGUGUGUGUGAGAGAGGAAGAAAGACAUUAACCAUUUCUCUUUGAAUGUUAUGUAACAGAAAUAAGUUUGUUAAGUAAAUUUGUAGCAAAUAAAGCACCGCACUUACAUAAAGUAAAA
This is a messenger RNA of Myotis davidii, 1271 nucleotides long. RefSeq names its product interferon-induced protein with tetratricopeptide repeats 1-like. Bases 1 to 1008 code for a protein of 335 amino acids. The record is from RefSeq and is a predicted model, not a curated record. The transcript is spliced from 2 exons. Gene Ontology annotation, cellular component: cytosol. Lineage: Eukaryota; Metazoa; Chordata; Mammalia; Chiroptera; Vespertilionidae. Gene Ontology annotation, biological process: defense response to virus. Gene Ontology annotation, molecular function: protein binding; RNA binding.